This is a messenger RNA of Sabethes cyaneus, 2850 nucleotides long. RefSeq names its product nascent polypeptide-associated complex subunit alpha, muscle-specific form-like. Lineage: Eukaryota; Metazoa; Arthropoda; Insecta; Diptera; Culicidae. The transcript has 22 exons. The coding region runs from base 1 to 2850 and encodes 949 amino acids. The record is from RefSeq and is a predicted model, not a curated record.
AUGAAGUUAUUGGCCGUGCUACUGGUUAUCGUCGGAGUCGUUGCCACCGGAGCGUGGGCCGAGGAAGAUGACUUCCGAGAGCCAAUUGCUCUAGCGAUGGCAAAACGGUUUGCAUUAACAGAUUUAGACGAGCAGUAUGCUGACGAUGAAGAUGAUACUUAUGACGAGGAAAAACGAUCGGCCGACAUUCAACCGGAAUACUUGCAGGUUCCUCGGGAAAAAAGGUGGGCAGACCCUGCACCAGCGGAAGCCAGUACUACACCGGCUGCUUCAACCGUUGCGGCCAAACAACGCUAUGAAACGAAGCCCAUGAGGAAACGAUCACCUUCAUCCGUUGCGCCCCAACGAUAUGACACAACGCCCGUGAGGAAACGAUCACCCUCAUCCGUUGCACCCCAACGAUAUGAAACGAAGUCCAUGAGGAAACGAUCACCCUCAUCCGCUGCACCCCAACGAUAUGACACGACGCCCAUGGCUAAACGAUCACCCUCAUCCGUCGCACCCCAGGUUCGAACUGAAACGAAGCCCAUGAGAAAACGAUCACCCUCAUCCGCCCCACCACCGCCCCAACAACGAUAUGACACGACGCCCAUGAGGAAACGAUCACCCUCAUCCGCUGCACCCCAGCAACGGACUGACACAAAGCCCAUGAGGAAACGCUCUCCUUCAUCGGUUGCGCCCCAACAACGAUCCGAUAUGUCGACGAAGGCCAUGAGGAAACGCUCACCUUCAUCCGUUGCGCCCCAACAACGAUCUGACAUGUCGACGAAAGCCAUGAGCAAACGUUCACCUUCAUCCGUUGCGCCCCAGCAAAGAUCCGACACGACGCCCAUGGCUUCAACUGCUGCCCCUAAACAACGAACUGACACGAAGCGCAUGAGGAAACGAUCACCUUCCUCCGUUGCACCUCAAAGAUAUGCGGAAACAACAAUGCAGGCGGUAACUCAUUUUCGGUUCGUCGAUACCAAGGAGGACUUUAUAACCUACCCAUGCAAGGUCAACCGAGCGUGCGUCGAUUUUAAGCUGCAGGAGUUACAAGAAGAAAAAUUCAAAUGCCUCAUCUUCGUGUGCGGACUCAAAUCACCCAACGAUUCGGACAUUCGGAUGCGCCUAUUGUCCAAGAUCACCGAGACGAAUAACAUCACCCUGGAAAAGGCUCAGACUUGCUCGGAGAGUUUGGGUUAUCGGACGUACCGUUUUCGUCCUUCUACACAAAUACAGUUUACGCUGAAGAAAAAGGUCCGGCCAGUGUUCAAGCCCAAGCGACCGGUCUCAUAUGGAAUGGAAUCAGUCGUCGAAGGAUUAGCCGCCGUUCGUUCCCUGCAAGGUAUGAAACGCGAAGAGGAUCGCAGUAUGUCCGUGUCGCCGCCAUUGACCGGUCAGCACCAUCACCAUCUCCAGCAGCAGCACCACCACCUGAACAUGAACUUGAACCACAGUCCAACCCUGUUCGGAAGCUACCAUCCGACGGCUUCGGCCAUGGGAAUGCUGGCACCGCAGCUGCUAGCCGCCAACCAGACCGCAGCCGCCCUGAUGGCCGCCGGCUUGCCGAUGUCGCUACGGGCGACAUUAGCGACCGGUCUGUUUCCACCUCAUCCGGCCCUGUUCGGAGCCUGGGCUCCACCGACGCCCACCAGCAACAACAGCAGCCCACCGCCGCCGCAAAGUCCCAUCUCACCGGCGCUCAGCCAGAAAAGUUCCAAAUCUCUCAAACUCACCGCCAACAACAACCACAUCGUAUCGACCACUUCGGAAAUCCUACCUCAACAGAAGAAGCUAGCAAAGCGGAAACAACUCUCUAUCAAACCAGACUCUGCACUGCUUCAGAUGCCCGGCCAAUCCAUGCCCGUCGAUAUCCCGAACAUGGACAUGGUCAGCCCGGGCCCUAUCUCACCGCCUACCUCCGGCUCGUCGCCUCAAUCCAACGGAAGCGUCGAAAUGCCCCCUGUCAUCACUACCUCGAUAAAGGAUCACUCCCGUGAUAAGGUUUUCACCUGCAAGAUCUGCAAUCGCUCGUUCGGCUACAAGCACGUCCUCCAGAAUCACGAGCGAACCCACACCGGCGAGAAACCCUUCGAAUGUCCCGAGUGCCACAAGCGCUUCACCCGAGAUCAUCAUCUAAAAACUCACAUGCGACUUCACACGGGCGAGAAGCCCUACUCGUGUACCCACUGUGAUCGCCAGUUCGUCCAGGUCGCCAAUCUCCGACGGCAUCUGCGGGUACACACCGGUGAAAAACCGUACGAGUGCGAAAUGUGCGAACAGAAGUUUAGCGAUUCCAACCAGCUGAAAGCUCACAUGCUCAGCCACAGCGGUCAGCGGCCAUUCCACUGUGAUAGGUGCAACUCCAGCUACCGCCGGCGGCACCAUCUGCUUCAUCACAAGUGUGGCAUCACCAGCCCGCCAACGCCCGCCAUCAGUCCGUCGAUGUCGCUGUGCGAUCAAAAGUCCGGCUGCUCCGAAGUCUCCGACCUGUCCAUGGAACUUAAGCCCUCCGUCUUGCUCCACCAGAAGCUUUCCGGUCUGUCCCUUCCGCUGGACUUCAGCUCACCGGACGCUCGCAGUCAUCAUCACGCGGCGGCCGCCGCCAUCGAUCUCCGAUCGAUCCGAACGCCACAGCAAAUAACCCACAUCAAAUCCAGCCUGCCGGAGCAAACCGAACCGGAAGACCUCAGCAUGCAUUCGCCCCGCUCGCCGGUCACCCUGGAGGAGCUGGAAGAGCUGGACGAUGCCGCCUCGCUGUACCUGAAGCAGCGCCAGCAAAAAUUGGCUCUAGCGGCCGCAGCCGCUGCAAUGGCCACCGCCGCCAGCACCAACGGACCAGCCCCACGUCACGGUAUGGAAUCUUAA